GGUCAUAUUCAAUAAUUUAAAUCUCAAUUAUAGAGACUUCCACUGGUCAGCUCCCCUUUCCCCUGUUUUACUACACAUUAAAUAAAUUCAGCAAAUCUCUGGCAGAAAGAGAAUAUGCCAGCUGAGACAGAAGUCGCAUUUACAGAGUAGUGGUUGGUUAACUUACUCCUCGCCAUGUCGAGAGAUUCAAUUCAUCAAAACUCCCACAAUAAAACGACGACUCCACCUCCGCAAUCGGCGGCAGCUUCUUCUUCUCCUUCUCUGGCGGUGGUAACGACAAUGGAGAUAGAACACCCUGCCGCCGGAGCGUCGGCGCCCCUUUCUCCCAACCCCAAAACCAUGGCGCCGACUUGGUGGGCAGAGUCGAAAAACAUGUGGGAAAUUGCAGCUCCAGCUCUAAUCACCGAGGUUUCUCAAUUCUCAAUCAGCUUCGUCACCGCCGCAUUCGUCGGCCACCUGGGUUCCCUCCAGCUCGCCGCCGUCUCCAUCGUCCAGAACGUCCUCGAGACUUUCGUCUUCGGAUUCAUGUUGGGGAUGGGGAGCGCCCUCGAGACGCUAUGCGGGCAAGCAGUGGGAGCAGGGCAAACCCACAUGCUGGGAAUCUAUAUGCAGAGGUCAUGGAUAAUCUGUAUGGUCACGGCGCUCUGCCUCGCGCCGGUCUACAUUCUAGCUACCCCAAUUUUGAAGCUGCUUCACCAGGACAGGCGAAUUUCGGAGCUGGCGGGGAAAUUCGCCAUCUGGGUUGUGCCUCAAUUGUUCCUGUACGCGCUCAAUUUCCCGCUGCAGAAGUUUCUUCAAGCCCAGAGCAAAGUCUGGGUCUUGACUUCGAUUUCGACCGUGGUGCUGGGAAUCCACGGGCUUCUCAACUGGGUUUUCGUCGCCAAGCUUGGUUAUGGCGUCGUUGGUGCUGCUGUGGUGGCGGAUGUGUCUUGGCUGCUGGUGGUUUUGGGUCAGAUGAUUUAUGUGGUCUCUGGUUAUUUUCCUGAAGCUUGGACUGGGUUUUCGAUGAAGGCGUUCAAGUCGCUUGGUGGGUUUGUGAAGCUGUCUCUUGCCUCUGCGAUUAUGUUGUGUUCUCUAUGUAGAGAAACUCGAAUUCUGACUCCAUUUGUCAAAAACUUGGUCAUUGAUAUGCGACAUUUUGUUGGCAUUUUUUGCAGCAUGAACAUUCAGCUGUGGACAUUGAUGGUUGCUUUGGGAUUCAAUGCAGCAGUAAGCGUGCGAGUGUCGAACGAAUUAGGAGCAGGCAACCACAAAGCUGCGAAAUUCUCAGUAAUGGUGACUGUCACAACUUCAACAAUCCUAGGACUGAUCUUCGCCGCAGCAGUUCUAGCUACGAAGAACGAGUUCCCGAAGCUAUUCACUUCGAAGCCGGAGGUGAUCCACGAGGCGUCCAAGCUUGGUUACUUCUUGGCAGCCACUAUCUUCCUGGACAGCAUCCUGCCAGUACUCCACGGGGUAGCGGUUGGGGCAGGAUGGCAGUUCCAGGUUGCACUGAUAAACAUUGUGUGUUACUAUGUGUUCGGGCUACCGAUCGGGGCUCUGCUUGGCUACAAGUUCGAGUACGGAGUGACAAGAACUUGCAGUUGGCUUAUUCAACCAUGAUACUUAACUAUGCAGUUCUACUAAUAGAGAAGAAAGAUGAAGAGGGUCAAUCACAUGUUCUUUCUGCCGCUCUUGAGAUAGCAGAACAGGAAAGUCUGGAUGUUGAUUCGAAGUUCCGGGCUCUUGUCGCCAUUGGAUCCCUCAUGCUUGAUGGUCUGGUGAAAAGAAUAGCUUUGGACUUUGAAGUCGAUAAGAUUGCAAAAGAAGCCAAGACGUCCAAGGAUGCUAAGAUCUCUGAAGUAGGAGCUGAUAUCGAAAUGCUAGUGAAGCAGCCAUGAAACCCGUGUUUCCCUAGGUUAUGCAGAUGGAAAGGGACCUCAGUUAAUCGAUAGCAAGACCCUUUAGAAGCCCAGUUCUUGGCUUGCUUGUACGAGUUAACUUCCGCCUAUGCACUAAACAUUAGAGAAACAUAGUUUCUUCCAACGGCUAGAAACAUUUAUCACAAGCGGAU
This is a messenger RNA of Linum tenue, 2053 nucleotides long. Lineage: Eukaryota; Viridiplantae; Streptophyta; Magnoliopsida; Malpighiales; Linaceae. The record is from the annotation of a GenBank genome assembly.